Linum trigynum is the source of this 1687-nucleotide messenger RNA. Lineage: Eukaryota; Viridiplantae; Streptophyta; Magnoliopsida; Malpighiales; Linaceae. The record is from the annotation of a GenBank genome assembly.
AUCUCCAUGGCUUGAUCUUGGAGUCUCCACGUGUCAACAAGACAGCCACGUGGUCUCACCAGGGUGCCGCUAUUGGUUUUCUUCUCGUCACUCGUCGGUCCAUAUGAUCCCACAUGACAAAAUAACUCCUCCAGUCUCCAAAUUGAACUUUUCUCCUCCUCUCGAGCCUUCCCGUUUUCCAGUUUCGCCCGGGGCACCGAAACACCCGCCACGCCGAACAGCCAUGGCUUCCUUGAGCUCGCUCUACCCUCCGUCGCUGUGUUCUUGCUCUUCCUCUGGGUCUUCGAUCCACGCCAGAAAUUCGAUCGAAUCGAGACUAGCUCCAUCCCUUUCUCGACACACAAACCACCGUCUUCUCGCCGUCAGCUCUUGCCGUCCGAGGAGGACGAGGGGGAGCUUUGUUCUGAGAUCGGCCCUUGAAGACACCUACGUCCUCGAACCACCGCCGCCCGCCCUCCCUUCUGCUAGCAGCGCUGAACGUAUCGACUGUUUGAAGCUCAAAUUGCUGGGUGUGGUUUCUGGGCUCAACCGGGGUCUUGCUGCAACUGAAGAUGAUCUAAAGAAGGCAGAAGCUGCAGCCAAGGAGCUUGAAGAUGCAGGAGGACUAGUGGACCUCGCAUGUGACUUGGAUAAGUUGCAAGGGAGAUGGAAGCUUUUGUACAGCAGCGCCUUCUCUUCUCGAACUCUAGGCGGAAGCCGUCCUGGUAUCCCCACCGGAAGACUGUUACCCGUCACUCUUGGCCAGGUUUUCCAACGGAUAGACGUCGUGAGCAGAGAUUUCGACAACAUAGCUGAGCUUCAAUUGGGUGCUCCAUGGCCAUUGCCACCAGUUGACUUGACUGCAACUUUAGCCCACAAGUUCGAACUCAUAGGAUCGGCCAAGAUCAAAAUCAACUUUGAGAAAACAACAGUGAAGACGACGGGUAACUUGAAGCAGCUUCCUCCGCUGGACAUCCCUAAGCUACCAGAGGCUCUGAGGCCUCCAUCAAGCCCGGGGUCUGGAGACUUUGAGGUCACCUUCCUCGAUGGUGACACUCGGAUCACUAGAGGGGACCGUGGCGAGCUUAGGGUGUUUGUUGUCUCAUGAUUUAUGGAACAUUGGGCAGUGAAAUGACACCGCUACUCCAUCAAUAUGUUUCCUAGUUUGUGUAUGAGAGAAUCAUCCGCAGCUGUUGAUGUAUACAGUUCUUUUUUCUGUGUUUUGUGGAGUUUUGUAUAGUGUAACACUCUGCAAUCUGCAUAUGUCAUGGCGCAAUCAGUGGGCCGAGUCUGGACAAUGGACGAUAUGUGCAAUAUGGUUUGAGUGCUGCUUUGAUGGUAUGAGCAAAUGGUCUGUCGCAAACUCGCAAUGUCAAGAGAUGUUAAUUUUAUAAGGGUGUUCAUCAGCUGAAGAACUGUGCAUUCUUGCACGUUUUGGUUUAUCGAUUUUGCUUUUUGCUGUAAAAAAAUAAUGUAACUCAUCAGCCCUAAUCUAUUUGGUAGACUGAUAUGGCGGCAAAAAUAUUUAAUCUCUGCCAUUGGUUAAGCAGAUGGAAAUUUGGACGCAUUUUAGUAGGGGUAGUAUUCCAAUGGAUUAGCUUGAUUCGUUUGGCAACAUAAUAUUUGGGUAAAUGUCACAUUUGAUCUGGGUAAUCAUUGUCAUUGAGAUUAUAAAUCAUGCCAUGUUUAGUAAAUAAAAAAAUUUAAU